Octopus bimaculoides (California two-spot octopus) is the source of this 2541-nucleotide messenger RNA. RefSeq lists its product as uncharacterized. Lineage: Eukaryota; Metazoa; Mollusca; Cephalopoda; Octopoda; Octopodidae. Gene Ontology annotation, biological process: proteolysis. Gene Ontology annotation, molecular function: metalloendopeptidase activity. The record is from RefSeq and is a predicted model, not a curated record.
AGGGAGAGAACGCGAGUUGGGACAGGCAGAGAGCGACAUUGUUGUCUGUUUUCGUCCAUCUGCAAACCUCUCCAUUCGCUUCUCCACUCAUAUAAAAGCAAACACUUAGAUCAAAAGUCUCAUAACUCGAGUGUGAGGUUACACUCUUUCACAGCAAGGGCGUCCUCUCUGGCUCUUUCUCUCCCUGACAGACUGAAAGACCUCACAGUGUGGCCCAGCCCUCAACUACAUAUAAGGUCCACCACCUAAAAAUUCGGCUGCCUCGGAUGUUUGUCUCUGGUUACUAUUAUAGCUGUUUCCUGUGUGAAAGUCCACUAUUUCGUCUCUGUAGUGGCUGUACUUGACCACUUGCUGCUGUUUUCCACUUUCGACCGACCAGUGUGACAGAGGGAGAGAAAGAUAAUGGCUGCCCGUAGCGUUGGGAUUCGCUUCCUUUUUGUUAUAUUAUUCGCGUUCCUGGGGAGCCACGUUGUGACGUCAGCAAAAUGGCGACAGGCCAGGGAUGUGUUCCUGUCGAAUGUGGAUAACCUGAGCGAGACAAUGAAGCGACAACCAAGUCACAUGAUCACCACACGUGACCUGUUCGGUCUGACCAAGGACGAGGACAUCAAGCUAGUGGACUCAGCACCGAGUGAGCAAGGAACCAACAUCAAAAAAUACAGCGAGACUUAUGGAGGACUUCCGGUGUUUGAUGCCAGCCUCACUGUGGAGACAGACGCCAAAACCGAUGUGUACACUGGUCAGGUGACUGGUAAACUGGUUCAGAACCUUGAUGAUGACAUCAACUCUACAAUACCAAAUUUGAACGAGCAGCAGGCGAUGCAAUUAGCUGUCGAUUACGGCCACUUUUCUAUGGAAGGGGCCCGCAUAGACUACAAUAAACCUCAAUUGAUGAUCUUCGUGAAGGACGACGUAGGAAUCCUGGUUUAUCGAAUUCAAUAUUAUGCCGUAUCUGAUGGAAAAAAUUAUCGAUUUUGCAUGAUAAUCGAUGCGAAUAAUGAAACGCUUGUUAAAAAAUGGAACACACUAGAAACUACAAGAAACAAAUACAAAAUGAAAGGUAUCGGAGGUAACAAAUUGAUAGGUAAAUUGAGAUACGGAGAAGUACUACCAUAUUUGGAAGUGACACGUGAAGGCGAUGAUUGUUAUUUCGGGAACGACAUCGUCACAGUGGUGAAUCUGAAUGGGGAAGAGUUUCUGCCUAAUGAGGCAGGAAAUGUCUAUAAUGUCAAAUGCAACACUGGUGUGAAGGACGAAGUGAACGGAGCUUAUUCUCCGAUAAACGAUGCUGUUUUCUAUGGCAACAUCGUCUACAAUAUGUACAGAGAAUGGGUGAAAGUAUCUCCGGUGAAAGAGCUGCCAAUCGUUCUCCGUGUACACUAUGGCCAAAACGUAGUGAAUGCUUUUUACAAUGGAAAAAACUUCACGUUUGGUGACGGCAACAGCGAGUAUCGGCCGCUAGUAAGUCUUGAUAUCAUUGCACACGAAAUAAGCCAUUGCUUCACCGAGGAACAUUCGGGCUUGAUAUACGAGGGGCAGUCGGGUGGUAUCGAUGAAUCGUUCAGUGACUUGGCUGGAGAGGCAGCCGAAAAGUUCUUAGGUAGAGAAGGGACUAACGAGUGGGAAAUUGGAGAGGACGUUGCUACGAAUCCAAUUCGCAACGUGUGUAACCAAUCAACUGACGGGAUGUCGAUCAUACAUGCUGGCGACUACAAUGAUGGUAUGGACGUCCACUACCUCAGUGGGGUAUUCAACAGGUUUUACUGUCUAUUAAGCAGACGGAAAGGAUGGGGUACGAAAAAGGUUUUGAAGACUGCAGCUCAUUCCAAUCGUUUCUACUGGCAUCCGUCAACUACUUUCGUUGAGGCCGCUUGUGACUUCAUGAAGUCCGCUUAUGACUUUGGCUAUGACACUAAACCUGUAGAGAGAGUUUUUAGAAAGGUUGGUAUAAAAGUAUGUCAUCUGUCUUCAUACAUCCGAACAGUACACCAGAACUCGAAAAUCGAGGGAUUAAGUGCGGUCCCUGAAGAAGAAAUCAUGUUUAAACUGAAGAUAAAGUCACAAUUGAAGAAUGUGAAAAUUGUUACUUUUGAUGGCAUGGGAGAAGCGGAUCUCUUUGUUUGCUACAAGAAACUCGGCUGCAGUGAGCAUUUGACAAAAUGGCGAUCAAACAAGCCCGGGACAAACCAGAAAAUUUUGAUGGAAAGUCCAGAGAAAGGUAGUUAUUACGUAAUAUUAAAAUCAAAGGUCGAGUGUUUUAUUAAGGAUGUAACUUUAAAAGUAACGUUUCAAGAAAACUUGGAAGAUGACAGUCGCAAUGGAAAUGGUAAUUACACAUUUGACGCUUAUCAACUUGAAGCGGUUUCUAACUGCGGGCUAAUUCAACUUAAACCGCCCACGGGAGUGCACCAUUUCAAUAAUUACACCGUCCAGAGGACGGGUGCAUUUGCUAGUAUUCCUAUAAAACAUCCUCUAUGUGAAUGGAAUUAUGACAGAAGACUAAGGCUACCGAGAAGCGCCCACAUUGGUUUCAAUAAGUAG